GAGAGUGACGUCCAUGUCCUCACUGCAAUCUAACGGGGAUGGGAGACUAGUUACCUGCAGCCCACAUCCUGUCCCGGUACUAUCCGCCAGACGCUGCUGUACGGGACUCUCGUUCAGCGGAACCAUAUAAACGUCAACUCAUUAUCCGGGAAAAGCAGCGUUAAGGUUGCACAGAUGGAAGUGCCUGUGAGACAAGUAAUUGUUCAGCUGACUGGUUUUAGAGAUGCAGAAAAAGAUUCUUUGGCCAGAAUGCUUAGCAAGCUACCCUGUGUGUUUAUUGAUAGUGAAAAAUUCAAAAACUGUACACACUUAAUUGCACAUAAACCUUGCAGAAGUGAAAAGUGGCUAGCCGCCUGUGCUUCAGGAAAGUGGGUACUGAUUAAAGAGUACGUAAUUAACAGUGCAGAAAGCGGCAGAUGGCUUGAUGAAACGACUUACGAAUGGGGAUAUAAAAUGGAAAGAGACGCCCAUUAUUCACCUCAGAUGCAAUCUGCACCAAAAAGAUGGCGCGAACACCUGACGCACACUCGUGCUCUAGGGGCCUUCAGCAGAUGGAAAGUGGUCCUUCUCAUUGAGGAUGCUGAUAAAGAAAGGGAGUCUUUUCUGAGAGUUCUUACAGCUGGGCAAGCAACAAUGUGUGAUGCACAGAACCCAGAGGGAGGAAUCACACACGUCUUUACCAACAAUAAAAGCUUCUUUAAUAAGAAAGAAAGCUGUUAUAAUGCUCCAUAUUACUCUGUGCUGUACCUUGGAGCAUAUCUUCUAGAGGAUCCAAUUGAAAGCAAUUCAAGAGAUAUGACUGAAGAACAGAUUGCAGAGUUAAAAAGUUCCAUAUGGAAGCGAUUUUGUAUGGCACAGGUAUGCCGCCAAAGAUGUAUAGAAAAGUUCACUGGAUAUUACGAGAAGUUUAAGGUUAAACAUAAGGAAAUUGGGCGAUCAAGUUGGAACAGAAUUGAAGAACUAAUAGAAGGACAGUUCUUCACAGAAGCAUUUGGGGAAAUUGAAAGUCUCCUACCUUCGCUGUUCCCUCAGAAAUGUUUCAUGUCUCUGCUCCAGCACUUUAUUCAGGGAAAUGUAGACGUCAGCCAUUUUGGUCGAUUCUUUGGUGUGUUUUCCAACCUCUUAUAUUAUCAUCCUCCAUGGGAAUCUGUUUACAUGUCCCAGUUCUACCUUAAUAUUCUUCAGUGUCCUGUUUGUAAAAAGGGGACCUGGUCCUUCAUCGAAGCCCUUAUACGGUGUUAUAUUGAUGAUGUUUUCUGUUUAUGCCAUGAAACAUUUGAUCUGGGAAUUGAUGCUAAUAAAAGGAGACAAGUUGUUGCAGCAGUCCUGAAAUUUGUCACAAAAAUAAUGCAGGAAGAGGCAAAAUCACUGAGUGCAAGACUCUCUGAUUGUGCAGUGUCCCAGAAGACUUUGUUUCCAUCUUUUAUUGUUGGAGUCUUUUGGCCUGAGACCAGGACUAUGGUGUUUUUAACCAAGAAUUUGACUGUCCUGACAGACCUGGUAAUCUUGUUCCACAAGAAAGCACUUCAUUCUGAGAGUGUGUUGUCCAAAGAGAUUUCCACACUACUGAAUGGAAUGCUGUCUGCUGCUGCUGACUUCUGGAUACUGCUUGGAUUUUACCUGAACAAGAAUUUGCUGCAUCAGGUGGCCAGUGAUUUUGUAUACCACGUCUAUGUUUUGUGUGAAGAGUUUACUUUAGAAGAGAAAGAACAGUUUGUUUGUUCUAUCGCUUCAUCUUGGCUUCAGAUGUUGGUCUCAGAAGUAAUAUUUAAGAACCUUUACCUAGAGAACAGUGUCAACAUGUCCUCUGAGCCAAUAACUUUGGAGAAACUGACCCGCAUGUAUAUCCCAGCUCUCUGGAAAGCAGAGGCAAGUGGCAGUGAAGAAGUCCAGAAACUCAGAGGAAAAAGGAAAAUAGGGCAGCGGCCUUGCCAAGGCGAUGUGCUGCUUGAUCUGCCAAUUUUCCUGAUGCCUCCCAAGAUAUACAACCUGUCUCAGACCCUUGAUGACCCCAAAUUAAUAUCCAUGCCUGCAGGUGUGUUUCUGAGUGAAAACAAUCCAGAGGAAAUCCUACACAGCUCUCCGGAGUGA
This is a messenger RNA of Nanorana parkeri, 2091 nucleotides long. RefSeq names its product SMC5-SMC6 complex localization factor 1 (gene SLF1). The record is from RefSeq and is a predicted model, not a curated record. Lineage: Eukaryota; Metazoa; Chordata; Amphibia; Anura; Dicroglossidae. The coding region runs from base 175 to 2091 and encodes 638 amino acids. The transcript has 15 exons. Gene Ontology annotation, biological process: positive regulation of double-strand break repair.